Otolemur garnettii (small-eared galago) is the source of this 936-nucleotide messenger RNA. Its product is annotated as olfactory receptor 6C2-like. Gene Ontology annotation, molecular function: olfactory receptor activity; G protein-coupled receptor activity. The coding region runs from base 1 to 936 and encodes 311 amino acids. The record is from RefSeq and is a predicted model, not a curated record. Gene Ontology annotation, biological process: G protein-coupled receptor signaling pathway. Lineage: Eukaryota; Metazoa; Chordata; Mammalia; Primates; Galagidae. Gene Ontology annotation, cellular component: membrane. The transcript has a single exon.
AUGAGAAAUCGUACAACAAUAACAACAUUCAUCCUGCUGGGAUUGACAGAUGACCCAAAACUACAAGUGGUGCUUUUCAUAUUUUUGUUUCUCACCUACAUGUUAAGUGUGGCUGGGAACCUCACCAUUAUCACCCUCACGCUUUGGGAUUCCCGUCUUAAAACUCCCAUGUAUUUUUUUCUCCGAAAUUUCUCUUUCUUAGAAGUCUCAUUCACCACUGUCUGUAUUCCUAGAUUCCUAUACACUAUGACAACUGGAGAUAAAACUGUUACCUAUAAUGCUUGUGCCACCCAAAUAUUUUUCGUUGUCCUCUUUGCAGCAACAGAAUUUUUUCUUCUUGCUGCCAUGUCCUAUGACCGCUAUGUGGCCAUUUGUAAGCCCCUGCAUUACACAACCAUCAUGAACAACAGAGUCUGCACCAUACUCAUUCUCUGCUGUUGGCUUGCUGGCCUGUUAAUCAUCCUCCCACCUCUCAGUGUGGGUCUCCAGCUGGAAUUCUGUGACUCGAAUGAGAUUGAUCAUUUUGGCUGUGAUACAUCUCCCAUUAUAGAGAUAACUUGCUCAGACACAGAAUUUAUAGACAGAAUUAUCUUGAGUUUUUCCAUAGUGACACUCAUUAUUACCCUAGUAUGUGUUGUACUCUCCUAUACAUACAUCAUCAAGACCAUUUUAAAAUUCCCUUCUGCCCAACAAAGGAAAAAGGCCUUCUCUACCUGCUCUUCUCAUAUGAUUGUGGUUUCCAUCACCUAUGGCAGCUGCAUCUCCAUCUACGUCAAACCUUCAGCAAAGGAAGGAGUGGCCAUCAAUAAGGUGGUGUCUCUACUGGCUACUUCAGUUGCCCCACUGCUUAACCCAUUCAUUUACACCCUUCGAAACAAGCAAGUGAAAGACGCCUUCAAAGAUGCAGUAAAACGAAUUGCAUUUCUCACAAAAUAA